Aureobasidium pullulans EXF-150 is the source of this 1161-nucleotide messenger RNA. Its product is annotated as translocation protein. The coding region runs from base 1 to 1161 and encodes 386 amino acids. Lineage: Eukaryota; Fungi; Ascomycota; Dothideomycetes; Dothideales; Saccotheciaceae. The record is from RefSeq and is a predicted model, not a curated record. Gene Ontology annotation, biological process: post-translational protein targeting to membrane, translocation. The transcript is spliced from 2 exons. Gene Ontology annotation, cellular component: endoplasmic reticulum; endoplasmic reticulum membrane.
AUGCCCGCAGGACUUCAGCCUGGCCAGCAACCUACCCCCGAGCAGAUCCAGGCCAUGCAGCGUCAACUCGCUAUUGAGGCGCAAAAGGCUGGCAUGACGGUGCCGCAAUACGUCGAACAACUCAAGGCCCAAGCCAUGCGCCAACACCAGAUGCAGCAGCAGAUGCGUGCACAACAAAUGCAACAACAGCAAAUGCAGCAGCAACAACAGCAGCAACAGCCCAUCACUCCUGGUCCUCCCAAGCCCGAGGCCAUUGCCGUAGCCACAUUCCUCCAGAGCCAGGACCUCAAAGUACGCACUUGUGUCUUCCAGGAGAAGCGCAAGGAUAUGUUCAAAGUCAAGCGUGCGAUUCGCGCCCUCGAGUCAGCCGCCUACGAAAAGGCUCGCGCAAAGAACCCUCUGCUACCUCCCGUCACCGAUCGCGCCAGCGCCGAGAACACAUUCAAACUGCUCCCGCUCUCCCUUCUCGCCCUUCGCGUCUCCAAAAUCGAAGCACCCGCUGAACAGCAAAAGAAGAAGAGAGUCAAGGGUCUCUGGAACGUCAAGGUUGAGCAGCAGCAAGAGGCUCGCGACGAAUUCCACUACGUCUGGCUGUACGAGGGCCCACAAUGGAAGACGAAGCUUUAUGCUGGUGGAGCUCUGGCGCUUAUUCUCGCCAUUGUCUUCUUCCCAGUCUGGCCCUACAAGAUGCGCAUUGGCGUCUGGUACCUCUCGAUGGCAUGUUUGGGCCUGCUGGGUCUCUUCUUCGCCAUGGCCAUUUUCAGAUUGAUUCUGUUCCUCGUCACCAUGUUUACUGUUCCUCCUGGUCUCUGGCUCUACCCCAACCUCUUCGAGGAUGUCGGCUUCUUCGACUCUUUCCGCCCAGUGUGGGGAUGGCAGGAAACUGCAGAUGACAAGAAGUUGAAGAAGGAUCAAAAGAAGGCAAAGAGAGAGGCCAAGCGUCUGGCAAAGAGCGGCGGUGAGAAGCUUGCAGAGAUGGGAGAGAGGGUUCAAGAGAUCCUGGACGAUGGACACGGACACGACGGACAUGUGCACAAGGAGGACAUCUCGGCACCCAUCAUGCAGCCCACUGCUGAGGGCACUUCGGGAGCGCAGACCUCAGAGGGACAGGCCAGGCAGCGUAUCAUGGCAGCCAGUGUCGAGGAGGGUGAUGACGAGUAG